AUGUCUGGCCCCGAACACCGCCACUGUUCCCACUCGGGGCACGGCAGUGCUUCACGCUGGAAACAGCCCGGGCUCUUCCUAGGGCUGCCCACCGAGAUGUACAAAAGUCUCAGCCCCCCGUCCCCGUACAUCCCGGACGACUUCUACUGCUGGAAGCACCUGGAACCCCGGGUGCUGUUCUGUGAGGAUGAGCAAGUCACGCUCUGUAACAAGUGUUACCUGACCCAGGAGCACAGGAGCCACGCGGUGUUCGGAGCCCAGGAAGCCGCGGAGCUUUACAGGAAGUUAUUUCAGGAUCUGUUGAGCACCUUGAAGGGGAAACUUGAAGUUGCUGAAGGCCUGUUGGCGGAGGAGCAAGAGAGAAUGUUGGUGGUUCAGGUUUGUGAUGUUAUCUUGGUUGAUCUUGACUCUGAAAUUGCCUUUGUCUUUUGUAUUCUGUCCUCUUGUUUCUUCUCCCAUACUUUAUAUUUCCUUGUCUUUAUAUUGGAGUUAGAGAUGGAAAAGAUUUAUGGUCACCCUGUGGUGUUUAACCUAAAGUCCAUCAUUUCUAUGUCUGUGAUGAAGAGAGAAGAGCACAAUUUUAAAGAAAUUAUUAAGUCUGAAUGUAAGAUGAUGUUCCGGUUGAUGACUGAAGAGAAUAAGAUAAACUUCCAGAACCUGCAAGGGUGCUUACUAGACCCAGCCUUGAAAGAAGCCAGUCUUAAUCAGAUGAUGGCGUUCGCCGCAGACCUCGAGGAGAAGUACCAGAAAACACUACAGAAACUGAGCAGUCUGGGAAGAGAGAACAUAACGAAACUGCAGGAGAGUGAAAUCCGGCUCUAUGAACAGAUCUGCAGCCUGCAAAGGACCAUCAUAGAGCUAGAGAAGAAGUGUGGGGAAUCGCCCCUAGCGCUGCUCAAGGAUGUACGAUAUUGUUUGGAACGGAGUGGCGGGUCGCUGCUGCUUCAGUGUGUAGAGCCCGCCCAGAUCACAACCCCGAGGUUAUGCCAGAUACCAGGAAUGAGCGAAAUGCUGGAACUGAUUCAAAGACCUAUAACUUUGGAUCCCAAAACAGCUCAUCCUUCUCUUGUCUUAUCUGAGGAUCUGAGAAGCGUAACAUUCAAAAAAGUCCAGCAGGAUGUACCUGGCCACCCGGGGGUGUUUAACUUUGGUGCUUCUGUGUUGGGUGCAGAGAGCUUCACUUCAGGGAGGCAUUACUGGGAGGUAGAUGUGCAAAAGGCAACCAAGUGGCUGCUGGGUGUCUAUGAAGACCCUACCAGCAGGCUGGAUGUCAUGCCCAAAGGUUCUGGAGAUAAAAUCUUAGUGAUGGGGUCUGUGAUGGGAACCGAUUGUGCCUUCUGGGCCUUUCCCCCUUUAAAAAGGGUCUCCUUGGGGGAGCAGAUGCACAGAGUUGGAGUUUACCUGGACUAUAAGUAUGGGCAGAUAUCAUUCUAUGAUGUGACCAAGAAGCUCCUCAUUUAUAAUUUCUCUCAUCUUGUCUUCCAAGGAGCUGUCAGGCCUAUAUUUUCUCUUUGUUUCCCAAAUGGAGGCACAAAUUCAGACACUCUCAGCAUCUGCGUCCCUGAUGUUUUCUUCUUGUAA
Molossus molossus (Pallas's mastiff bat) is the source of this 1581-nucleotide messenger RNA. RefSeq names its product tripartite motif family like 2 (gene TRIML2). Bases 1 to 1581 code for a protein of 526 amino acids. Lineage: Eukaryota; Metazoa; Chordata; Mammalia; Chiroptera; Molossidae. Gene Ontology annotation, molecular function: zinc ion binding; protein binding. The record is from RefSeq and is a predicted model, not a curated record. The transcript is spliced from 7 exons.